Messenger RNA from Teleopsis dalmanni, 981 nucleotides. Its product is annotated as prolyl 4-hydroxylase subunit alpha-1-like. The record is from RefSeq and is a predicted model, not a curated record. Gene Ontology annotation, cellular component: endoplasmic reticulum. Gene Ontology annotation, molecular function: procollagen-proline 4-dioxygenase activity; protein binding. NCBI's taxonomy places the organism in Eukaryota, Metazoa, Arthropoda, Insecta, Diptera, Diopsidae. The transcript is spliced from 5 exons. The coding region runs from base 85 to 951 and encodes 288 amino acids.
UUAAUACAUCAAUUUAUAGGUUUUGCAUAUUUAGAAAUAAAAAGGGUUUAAGUUCUGUGAUUAAAAUUCAUUUUGAAAGUCGCUAUGGAAUGGAAAUCAAAUAUUGUGUUAAUCUUAAUGACAUUGACUCUACUGAAAUGUAACUGCGAUUACUUCUCAUCCAUUAAUGGUUUAGAAAAAUUACUUUAUGCCGAAAUGUAUUUAGUCGAAAGUUUGGAAAUUUAUUUAGAAAAUGAGUUGAAGAACUUACAUGCCUUAACGCAAUAUCUACAUAUAGAAGAAAACCUAUUAAUACAGACUAAACAACAAAAUGAAUUUAAUAAAAAUAACCCACUGCUUAUGCUAGAGAUGCUUAAACGAUUAUCCUUAGAAUGGAACAGAAUAUCCAGCAAUAUACUUAAUAAUUCAAAUGUUGAAGGCUUCGAAACAAACAUUAAAACUUACUUUGAUGACCCUACUGAAUUGUACCAACAACCAGAGUACUCUGAUCUUAUUGGUGCAGGAAUGGGAUUAGUUAGAUUACAAAAGACCUAUAAAUUACCGACAAGUGAAAUCGCAAAUGGAACACUGUUAGGAAAAAAAUAUAGCGCAAUAUUGACUGCAUGUGAUUGCUUCGAAUUUGGUAAAUUAUUGCACAAGCUUAGUUAUUUUAAAAACGCCAAAGAAUGGUUUCUUCUAUCACACACAAAAUUUGUAAACGAAAUGGGUGAUAACUGCUAUCCACAAUUAAAAGUUACUGAUAUUCUUAAUUAUAUAUUCAAUUCAACAAUAAUUGAAGAUGAAUUUAACUUUCAAAAGAAAAGCCUUACUACUUUCGACCAAGAUGAGUAUACAUAUGAUGAGAUCAUUGCUUUUGAUACUGAGUUUGACGACGAUGAGCUGAAUCAAGAGUAUAUAGCGGACCAUAACGUAAAUACUAAUAUAAAUUCAUUGAAUAUAAAUGCAUCCUAAAUUCAAAUGUAAUACAUGUAAUACAUUUAG